UGUGAGGUCUCAAUUAGGAUUUCAACUUUCGAAGAUGCAAGCUUGGUAUGGUUUGAAGCGUUGCAGAGAUAACUUGUUCGGGAGUUGGGAGUCCUCAGUGAACAAAUUGCCCAAGUUUAUGAAGGCACUCCAUAGAACGAACCCGGGUACGACAAUUGAGUGGGUUUUCAAAACAACAGACAUUCCAACACGGAAGAUGAUCAAGUACUUCUUUUGGGCCUUCAAGCCAUGCUUGGAUGGAUUCAAGUUCUGUCGAAAAGUUAUUAGUGUGGAUGAAACUCAUCUCUACACUAAGUACAAGCACAAGUUACUAAUUGUCGUUUGUUUGGACGCCAAUAACCAAGUGCUACCACUAGAAUUUGCUCUUGUUGACAAUGAAACCACGGCGGCUUGGAGGUGGUUUUUUCAAAUGCUCCACAUACAUCUAAUUUCUCAAAUUCCAGAUGGAGAAAGCGUUUGUGUAAUUUCAGAUCGAGCUCCGGGAAUUUUACGAGCUUUAGCGGAGUUGUACUUAUUAUCUGAGUCUAUCUAUGUAUUAUUGUGUAUUUGUUAUUACACUUCUGCUUAUUAUCUGAGUGUUCUAUGUAUAUUAUUAUACAUGAUGGAUGUCAGUUAUGUUUAUGGUCCGCGGGACACUUCAUUGCUAUACCGCCAGUCAGAGCACGUAUCCAGAUCGAUUACAUCGGCAAACGUGGAUGAUAUUGUGCGCGGGAGACACUGUGAUGGUUGGAUUUGGGGUUUAUAUGGAGAUUAUGGUGAUGAUGAUCCACACCCUAGAGUGAUGCAGUACUUAAUUGAUACUAGGUUCUAUGGAGUAUAUCAAUGUGGUCGUCUCGUAGUCGAUUUGCAUCUUAUUGCAGCUUUAGUGGAGAGAUGGCGCCCAGAGACACACACGUUUCAUUUUCGAGCAGGGGAGGCAACAGUGACACUUGAGGAUGUCGCACUAUUAUGGGGUUUGCCUGUUGAUGGACUACCUGUUACUGGACAGGAUAUUUCAUGGUCGAAGGAGUAGUGGCAGAUUAUUGUCAGACGUGGUUGGGAUAUACUCCUUCAGAUCAAGCUUUCAUAGGGAGACGACUCUUUGCAACUGAUUUGGCCAUGUAUUUACGACAUUGCACGAUUACUGAUGACAACACGGAGCAGCGUGUUCAGCAGCAUACCAGGUGUUUACUGUUAUUGCUACUUGGGGGGUUUAUGUGUCCUGACACAUCUUCAAGUGCAAUCUCGUUGUUGUAUCUUCGUCAUUUCGAAGAUCUUGAGGCAGUGCGUACUUUCAGUUGGGGUAGUGCAGUUCUUGGAUAUUUGUAUCGUGA
Molecule: messenger RNA, 1313 nt
Organism: Erythranthe guttata (spotted monkey flower)
Lineage: Eukaryota; Viridiplantae; Streptophyta; Magnoliopsida; Lamiales; Phrymaceae
Source: RefSeq, a predicted model, not a curated record